Coregonus sp. 'balchen' is the source of this 2378-nucleotide messenger RNA. Lineage: Eukaryota; Metazoa; Chordata; Actinopteri; Salmoniformes; Salmonidae. The record is from the annotation of a GenBank genome assembly.
UUUGCCUUUGUGGUCUACUUCUCCCUGGGGGGCUUCAGGGGGCUGGUGUCAGUACUGGUCCACUCUGAGCAGCCUGAGUUUGACUACUCCCGCCCCCACGACGUGUACACCAACCUCAGCCACCUGGGGGCACCACCAGCCCCCCACAUAGGCACCGGACCCCCAGGGACAGGGGCUCAGCUGAAGAACUGCAAGGUGCCCUCACCACUACUGGGUAAAUAUGUGUGUGCAUAUGUGUGUGUGUGCGAGCGAGCGUGAGAGAGGGAGAACCACGCCACCUGCUGUAAGGGAUUAUGUACUGUAUGAAUAUGAAAUUAUGUACAGUAUGAAAAUGUAUGCACUCACUAACUGUAAGUCGCUCUGGAUAAGAGCGUCUGCUAAAUGACUAAAAUGUAAAUGUAAAUGAAUAAUAAAGGUUCUUACAUAAUACGAUACAUCUCCCCUCCUCUACCUCUUUCUUUCUUCUCUAGUCGGUCCUGUGUCUGUGCGUCUGUCCUCGCCUCUCUCUCUAGAGGAGAUCAGGGAGAGGAACCCGUUGGUGUUACCGGGAGGCCGAUACAGCCCACCGGACUGCGAGCCGCGCCACCACACGGCCAUCGUGGUGCCGUACCGUAACCGCCAGACUCACCUCCGAGCCCUACUCUACCACCUCCACCCCUUCCUACAGAGACAACAGAUUCACUACAGUAUCUACAUAGUCCAGCAGGUCUCUUCAUCUCUCUCUCUCUCUCUCUCUUUCUCUUUCUUUCUUUCUUUCUUUCUUUCUUUCUUUCUUUCUUUCUUUCUUUCUUUCUUUCUUUCUUUCUUUCUUUCUUUCUUUCUUUCUUUCUUUCUUUCUUUCUUUCUUUCUUUCUCUCGCUCUCUGAUCCCUGUAUUUUCCUCUGCAGUGGGGUAACUCUACAUUUAAUCGGGCUAAGCUGUUGAAUGUUGGGGUCCGUGAGGCGCUGAGAGACGAGGACUGGGGGUGUAUCUUCCUACACGACGUAGAUCUGCUGCCUGAAAACGACCAUAACACCUACACUUGUCACAAUCAGUUCCCCACACACCUCUCUGUGGCCAUGGACAAGUUCCGAUACAGGUAUGUGUGUGUUUAUGCAGUGUAUCAGAGUCUGUAUGUCAAGUGUCAUCUGAGGUUCUGGCAUCUUCUGGUAUUUGUCCCACCCAGGUUGCCGUACCCCCAGUAUUUCGGAGGGGUGUCUGCGGUCACACCUGAGCAGUACAUGAAGAUGAACGGCUUCCCCAACAGCUACUGGGGCUGGGGUGGGGAGGACGAUGACAUCGCUGCCAGGUGAGUAGGGGGAGGGGCUGGAAGGGACAGCCAUGUGUGACUAUACCAGUGAAUGCCUUGAAAGAUGUGUCUCUCGCUCUCUCUCGCUCUCUCUCUCUCUCUUCAUAAGCUAUUUGUCUUCACAUGUGUUUUAUUUCUACCUCUGUCAUAACACCUUGUUCAUCUCCACUCUCACUGCCAUGGCUUUGCUGUGUCUCUCCCCACAGUUCAUGUUUGGAGCUCAGUAAGUAUUCAUGUCAGCUUGUUGGGCAGUUUGCUUGGUAGAUUUCCUCCCCAUUAGUUGGUUUGUUUAGUUCAGGUGGUUGUGUGAAAACCUAUACUGUCCCAUAGAGGACCAAUGGACCAGUAUGAUAGUGGAUUACACACCUCAUUAGUAGGCCCCAGAGUUUUUCCUAGUGAGAUCAAUUGGGUCAGGAAAAACUUGAGACGCUACCUCAUCUAAUCCUGUGCUGUCUAUCAGUUAUUUCACUCCAAUCAACACAUUCCCUCUUCCUGUGUGUUGCUGUCUGUCUCAGAGUGCGUCUGUCUGGGAUGAAGAUAGUGCGCCCUCCAGUGGCCAUCGGACAUUACAAGAUGAUCAAGCAUAAAGGAGACAGGGGCAACGAGCAGAAUCCACGCAGGUGCACACACACACGCACACAAACACGGACACACACAAACGCACACACACGCCUUAUUGACUCAUCUCUCUCUCCUCCCCAUGUACCUCCACAGGUUUGACCUUCUGAAACGGACUAGGCUCAACUGGCAUUCUGAUGGUCUGAACUCUCUGACCUACGAGCUGUUAUCCAAAGAGCUGCAGCCUCUCUACACCAACCUGACGGUCGACAUCGGGGACGACCCUCGGCUGCCCCAGAGGAAAGCCACGCCCCCUAUGCCCAAACGUGAGGUGAAGGGGGAUGAAUUACCUCCCCUUGUGCCAUGGAGCAAACAUGGAUCAAAGAGGAGGGGAGACAUACCCUUUGCGGCCAAACAUGACUUAAAGGGGGAGGGGCAAUACGUUAAAGUGGGUGUGGUUACAGCUGUGACUACGGCUAAACCUAAAGCUGACAAGGUAGACCACGCCCAGUCAAAGACAGUGCAUCAGACU